This is a messenger RNA of Cuscuta epithymum, 2954 nucleotides long. Lineage: Eukaryota; Viridiplantae; Streptophyta; Magnoliopsida; Solanales; Convolvulaceae. The record is from the annotation of a GenBank genome assembly.
UUUCACAAUCUCCUUAUAAUAAUCUCUCCCCAUAUUGUACUAUUGUAGAAGAGGUCAUUCACUCAUUCGUUCAUAUAUACGAAGUAUAUUGAUUGAAUACUCUUAUUGAGACAGUGGAGAGAUGCAACCUGAUAAACAUGCACUCUAUCACAUUUGCAGUGCCUCUGUUUUUUCUUCUAUGGUUGUGCAGUUCCACAUACUCCAUGACCUUCAACCAAACUCUCAGAGAUGGGGAUUUAUUACUCUCUGAUGCCAACUCAUAUGCCCUCGGAUUCUUUACCCCCGGAAAGUCCACCGGAAAACGGUACCUCGGGAUUUGGUACCAGAACAUACCAGAACUAGUGGCUGUCUGGGUCGCUAACAGAGACAACCCGGUCAACGGAACAUCCGGGGUCCUCUUCAUCGACCGCACCGGAAAUCUUGUCAUCCAGGACCGGAACACCAAUUUCACCGUCUGGAACACCAGUCUUUCUUUUCCGGCGACGGGUUUACAAAAUCCUUAUAAUUACUCUGUUCAGCUCCAAGAAACGGGGAAUCUCGUUUUGUAUCACGACCCGGAUAAACGGGUCGCAGCAUGGCAGAGUUUCGAUUACCCGACAAACACAUUCAUGGCUUAUAUGAAAUUUGGAGUGGACAAGAAGGCCGGGUUGAACCGGUUCCUUACGUCGUGGAAGUCCCCGGACGAUCCGGGGACCGGUGAGUACUCCGCCAGAAUGGAGCUCAAUGGGACGCCUGAGGCGUUCAUGUACAAGAAUUCGAGUCGGGUCUGGAGAGUCGGGUCAUGGAACGGAGUCGGGUGGAGCAACAUCCCGGAAAUGUCAAGAAAUUUCACUGCAUACAAUUACACCGAGAACAGAGAUGAGGUCACGCAGUCCUACACGGUUCGUGAUCCGACGGUGUACACAAUAUUGGUGCUGAAUGGGUCAGGGACCUUGAAUCGGAUCAUAUGGCAAGGAAAUAAUGAUAUGGGUCAAAAGACCAAGAAAUGGGUCGGGUUAUGGUACGUGCCCAAAGACAACUGCGACGCAUUCGACCAGUGUGGCGCGUUUGGCAUUUGCAAUCCAUACAACCUAGACGGGUUUGACUGCAAAUGCCUUCCCGGGUUUGAGUCAAACUCAUCAACCCAAGAAUGGGGCUUGAAAGACGGUCGGCAUAGUUGUCGGAGAGAAGCGAAUACCGACACAUGCCGUAACGGCGACGGAUUCCUCAAGCUCACAAACGUUAAUAUCCCCGACAGUGAAACAGCGUUCUCGAACAGGGCGAUGGGGUUCAAAGAAUGCGAGGAGCGUUGUGUGAAGAACUGUUCGUGCAUUGGUUACGCGAGAGCAAAUAUUAGCGCGGGAGGGGAGGGAUGCAUCAAUUGGUAUGGAGAAUUGAGAGAUAUGAGGGAAUUCGCUAAUGGCGGCAGAGACAUGUACAUACGAGUCUCCUCAUCUGCAUUAGCGCAAAGUGUAAAGAAAUCGAAAGCGCUUCGCGGGAAACGGCUAAUAAUAUUAGCCAUGGUUGUACCUAUUGCUGGAGUUAUUCUUUUGGUCCUUUGUUUCACAAGGAAAAAUAGAAAAGGGUCUGCAAGUGCAAUGUAUUUGGAAGAAGCUGCACCUGCUGAUGUAAUAAUCUUUGAUGUAAACACAAUUAAAGCAGUCACGGAUAACUUUUCUGCUGAUAAUAAACUUGGAGAAGGAGGGUUUGGUUCUGUUUUUAAGGGUAAGUUGCAAAAUGGGAAACUUGUAGCUGUCAAAAGGCUAAAAACAAGUUCAGAUCAAGGGACAGAAGAAUUAAAAAAUGAAGUUAUGCUGAUUGCCAGACUACAACACAGAAAUCUUGUCAGGCUUUUAGGAUAUUGCAUUCAACAAAGGGAGAAGAUGUUGGUCUAUGAGUACAUGCCUAAUAAUUCUCUCGAUAACUUCAUUUUUGAUAAUGUGCUAGAGAGUUCUCUAAGCUGGAGAACACGUUCUGAAAUCAUAUCCGGAAUUGCGCAAGGAUUGUUAUACCUUCACCAAGAUUCGAGGUUAAAAAUCAUUCAUAGAGAUUUAAAAGCAAGUAAUGUUCUCCUAGAUGCUUCCAUGCAACCAAAAAUAUCUGAUUUUGGAAUGGCAAGAAUUUUCGGAGAUGAGCAAAUUGAAGCGAACACAAAUCAAGUUGUUGGAACAUAUGGUUAUAUGUCGCCAGAAUAUGCCAUGGAAGGUCACUUCUCAGUAAAAUCUGAUGUAUUUAGCUUCGGUGUUUUGAUGCUUGAAAUAGUUAGUGGCAAGAAAAACAAAUAUCAACACACAAGGAAUUCCGUGAAUUUAAUAGGAGAUGUAUGGAGUUUUUGGAACGAAGAAAAAGCAUUGGACAUUGUCGAUCCAUUAUUAGGAAGAGAUAAUUCAACUAAUAUUCGAGAAAUGUUGAGAUGCAUUCACGUUGGAUUGUUGUGUGUGCAACCACUACCACAUAACAGACCAAACGUUUCAGAAGUGAUUUUUAUGCUAAGUAAUCAAAUAGAACUUCCUUGUCCUAAUCCACCUGGAUUUAUGGUAAAACAAGGAAAUAUGACGCCAUCCUCAUACCUUGGAAGCGGUGGAAAUGAAUCUAAUAAUAGUAUGUCAUUUUCUCAAAUGGAAGGUCGUUGAAUUGUUUGAGCUUUUUAAUUUUUAUGUGUAAAUAAUUAGUUCUGGGAAAGUCAUCGUGCACUUACAAUCAAAGACACUAAUAGAGCAUGUGGAUUUCUUUCAUAAUAGUGAAAGUUAAUUGUCAAAUUGUACGUAAAAACUUGAUGGUGAGUUAUAUUGUUGCCCUAUGAGCUAGGCUAUGAGAGUCGAUUUGUUUAUGCAGAACGUUUAGAAAUAAUGAAUUCACAUAUUGCCAAGUUGAAUGUUUAGUUUUUGACGUUACUCAUGCAAUGUGACAAUAUGAGUAGUGAGUAGUGACUAUUGAGUAUGCGGAAGGAUGGUGUACAAUGAGGCAAUGAGCAC